GACAGAGAAUCGGUGGAAACGCUGCUCCGGGAGCACGCCUUCCGUCACUCGCCAUUCCGGGCCCUAAUUGGCGCCGACUUAUCCCCACACGAUCAACAAGCGCUGGCCAACGCUGCAGCUAUGGGACGGAUACCCUGUGGUCAGGAUUUUUUACUGAUGGCCAGUCAGGCGGCGUUGGCCGCCCAGUGGGGUAAACUCGGGCCAAACUCAGCCGGUGGUGGUCCGCACCCGGGGGCCGGGGGUAUGCCUCCCACACCAUAUCCUACCAACCAAUCCAUAAACAACUUAAAUCUGGCCGAACUCUCAUCAAUGAUGGCCAGCAAUCCGGCGGCGAUGGCCAGCCUAUACUUCGGCAACAUUCCCAGACAAUUCAUGGCCGCACCGGGCUUUCCAAUGAUGGGCCCGAGUCCGCCCACAUCCCAGGCCGGGCCACCACUCCCGCCCACAUCUACAGCCGUCCCGACCUCACAACAACAGCAACAACAGUCCCAACAGUCUCUGUCGCCCCACCACUCGCUGAAUAGCCCUCCAGGCGGUGGUGGGACCGGUGGUCACUCUACUCCCGUCAGUAUGGCUGGCAUACAUCCCGCGUUUAUGGUGCCCACAAGUAUGGGCCCGAUGUCUGUGCCCGGCUUUCCCGGUGCGGGCGGUGUUGUUGGCGGUGGUAUACACCCGGCGGCGGCCGCCUCAGCCCUAUACGCCUCCCGUAUGCAACUCAACCAUUUGUAUCAGAAUUUGAAUAAAUUUCACCCCUAUUUGCAAACACCCGGCAAUCGGUUUGUGUCACAGUUUGGUGUGAGUGGUAGUAAUGUGUAUUUCGAUGAGGAAAGGGAACCUUAUGGGGGAAGGGAUGGGGAAUGGAUGGCAAUAUACCCAUUGGUGAGCACAGCUUGUAUACCCCCAUAUGUACUGUACACUGUGCUACUCAAC
Medioppia subpectinata is the source of this 930-nucleotide messenger RNA. The record is from the annotation of a GenBank genome assembly. Lineage: Eukaryota; Metazoa; Arthropoda; Arachnida; Sarcoptiformes; Oppiidae.